Messenger RNA from Penicillium crustosum, 2811 nucleotides. Its product is annotated as putative C6 transcription factor. NCBI's taxonomy places the organism in Eukaryota, Fungi, Ascomycota, Eurotiomycetes, Eurotiales, Aspergillaceae. Gene Ontology annotation, molecular function: DNA-binding transcription factor activity, RNA polymerase II-specific; DNA binding; zinc ion binding. Gene Ontology annotation, cellular component: nucleus. Gene Ontology annotation, biological process: DNA-templated transcription; regulation of DNA-templated transcription. The coding region runs from base 1 to 2811 and encodes 936 amino acids. The record is from RefSeq and is a predicted model, not a curated record. The transcript is spliced from 2 exons.
AUGAUCCAACCCGAUUCCAACGAAUCGCCAUCGAAAACCCCUGGUGUCGGCUUUGACCUAGGCCAGGAGGAGGCGGCAGCAGCUCUUGAAGACUUUGAUACUCAAAGCCAUGCAAGUUCCCGUGACCCUGGUAGCAUACAAACGGUCGACCCCGCGGUAGGCCCGGACAACGGCACGCUAGACCAACGAGACGACUCCGGCAACGGCCCGUCCAAUUUUGAAAAUAUAAACGAGGACGAUAAACCGGCUUGGAGCGAAAUGAAGACCAAGGCUGGGAAGGAGCGGAAGCGCCUGCCACUAGCAUGCAUCGCAUGCCGCCGCAAGAAAAUCCGUUGCUCGGGCGAGAAGCCCGCCUGCAAACAUUGCACGCGCUCGAGGAUUCCUUGCGUGUAUAAAGUUACUACACGGAAGGCGGCGCCGCGCACGGAUUAUAUGGCUAUGUUGGACAAGCGAUUGAAGAGGAUGGAAGAUCGCGUAAUCAAGACGAUACCCAAGGAGGAGACGAGAGAUAUGCUCUCUAUUGGAAGAUCGGUUGUCAAGCCUUCCGCUUCGGUUCAGCCGUCUAAGGCACAAAAGAAACGAAACGCAGAGGAGGCAUUUGCGGCAGAAAUGGAAGAAUGGACUCGUGGAAACGGCCGGCCACCACACGAGACGUUCCCAAUAAACCGUGAAAUCAAAUCCACCGAUGGGACUGGGCUUCUCACCGAAGGAGCCGAGUUUUUGCCCUCAUUAGAGAUUCAGGAGCAUCUUGCGGAGGUGUUCUUUGAUUGUGUCUAUGGGCAGCACGAUCCCCCUGUCUUGAUUCUUGCUGUCUGUGCCGUAUCUGCGCGAUUCUCCACACACCCUCAGCUCAACUCGGAUCCACCAUUUUUACGUGGAGAAAACUGGGCUAAUCCCGCUGCGGCCAUCGCUCUGAGCCGGCAUGAUGAGCCUAACAUUACCAUUCUUACUGUUUUCUUGCUUCUUGGCCUUCAUGAGUUUGGAACCUGUCAUGGUGGGCGAAGUUGGUCUUUUGGGGGUCAAGCAUUGCGGAUGGCAUACGCGUUACAGCUCCACCAGGAGCUUGACCAGGAUCCGUUACUCAGUCAGAAGAACGGCAACAGCUCACAGCUGAGCUUCACUGAUCGAGAAAUUCGGCGCCGGACUAUGUGGGCAUGUUACUUGAUGGAUCGGUAUAACUCUUCUGGAAGUCAACGGCCACCUAUUGGGAAUGAAAAGUUCCUACAAAUCCAGCUUCCUAUCAAGGAACCUCACUUCCAGAUGGAAAUACCUGGUCCAACAGAAGAUCUUGACGGCGAUAUCAUUAAUCCUGUGCCUGAGGAUUCAGGCCAAUUAUCUAAUGCUAAAGAAAACAUGGGUGUUUCCGCUUACAUUAUUCGCGCUAUCGUCAUUUGGGGGCGCAUUGUCGACUACCUGAAUCUGGGUGGGAAAAGAAAGGACGCACAUCCACUUUGGCAUCCAGAAUCAGGGUACACGCAGCUUAAGCGGCAAAUUGAGGAGUUCUCUGCGUCUCUUCCAGCACCUUUUACCUUCACCUACGAGAAUCUUCAAAUCCACGCAGCGGAGAAGAUUGCAAAUCAGUUCAUUUUCCUCCACAUCAUCAUACAUCAAAAUAUGCUGUUUCUCAACCAGUUCGCCAUUCCCUUGUCUCCGGGGGGGCGUCCACCAAGAGAUAUGCCCAAGUCCUUCCUCAGUAAUGCAGGUCGGGCCGCGGUGGAAGCAGCGCAUCACAUUUCAGUGCUUUUUGAUCGAGCUUCAGCCUAUCCCCUCACUGUUCCUUUUGCUGGGUACUGCGCUUACUCGGCAAGUACAGUCCACAUCUGGGGAAUCUUCUCGAAGAACGUCCAGCUGGAGGCACGGUCGAAAGAGAACCUCCGGCAUACGUACCGCUAUCUCAAUAAAAUGAAAAAGUACUGGGGCAUGUUCCACUAUAUGGUUGAAAGUGCCAAGGAUCGGUAUCGGCAAUUUGCCGAUGCAGCUAUCAAGGGCUCUGUGGCAAUUCAGAAUGGCGCAUCCCUAACACCCAUGUUCCAAUAUGGUGACUGGUUCGACAAGUAUCCGCAUGGAGUGUCAAGAGUACAUUGGGAGGACCCCGAUACUCGAAACAAAGAAACGGGCGAAGACGCAGUCAUGGGCCAAAAACCAGACCUCCAGAGCGUAGAAGAUUUCUUUGCUGGCCUUUCGCCUACUCCACAGCCGAGUCAACCCCGUAAAUCACGAUCUCGCAAGAACAGCAAACUAUCAGAUGGAGCUCCGGGUAUGGACCAGACUUCACCCCAGUCAAUGAUGGAAGUGACCAUGGGAAACACCCCGGGUGUUCCAGGCAGUGCAUUCCCACAACCAUCCAUGCUCCAACAAUCCCGGCCAAUGUCAUUCGGCCAACCACCCUUCGACUUCGGCAUCCCACCAGACCAAUUGCCGCAACUAGACCGGCAAUUCGUCUACGGUUCAUUUUCUGACUUUGACCCCACCUCAUUCGUCCCAAACAAUCCUCCAAUCCCACCGCUCAAUGGCGUUGAAACACAAAGUCCAGAUCAAACCUUGUUCACGGGCCAUCUGGACCCGGGUGCCCCUGCUGGAAUGGGCGAGUUCUACCAGCCCAGCGCGUGGUUCCUCCCCUUCAAUCUUGACCCUGUUGGCGGUGGAAACUCACCACAAGCUCCGGCUCCCAUACCUGGGAGCAAUCGUGGUGGCACACCAUCCGGGGACCCUUCUGUGCAUAUGUCUGGCUUUGGCGGCGCUGUGGGUAUGCCUUUAAGCGCAUAUGAUCUUGGUUUAUCUGGUUCGGAUAUGAAAGUCUCACGGCCAUGA